AUGUCCUCGUCCGACUCCAACGCACCAAUCGCGAAGAUGCAACCGACUCAGAAGACCGAAGUUGAUGCUGCCCAGGCAUCUAAGACAACAUCAAAUCCGCCCCCAGCCAUGCUCGAGGAGGAUGAUGAGUUUGAGGAUUUUCCGGUUGAAGACUGGUCGCAGGAAGAUGCAGAGGUACCCGGCGGGACUACACAUCUCUGGGAGGAGAGCUGGGACGAUGACGAUGCGAAUGAAGAUUUCAGCAAGCAACUGAAGGAGGAGUUGAAGAAAGUCGAGACAAGCAAAUAG
Molecule: messenger RNA, 288 nt
Organism: Fonsecaea erecta
Lineage: Eukaryota; Fungi; Ascomycota; Eurotiomycetes; Chaetothyriales; Herpotrichiellaceae
Exons: 3
Coding region: 1-288 (95 amino acids)
Biological process (GO): proteasome assembly; double-strand break repair via homologous recombination; mRNA export from nucleus
Cellular component (GO): proteasome complex; proteasome regulatory particle, lid subcomplex
Source: RefSeq, a predicted model, not a curated record